Molecule: messenger RNA, 732 nt
Organism: Brugia malayi
Lineage: Eukaryota; Metazoa; Nematoda; Chromadorea; Rhabditida; Onchocercidae
Exons: 7
Coding region: 1-732 (243 amino acids)
Source: RefSeq, a predicted model, not a curated record
AUGCAUUGGAUGGUUGCUUCUUUCUACAUACUUUUACAAUUUGUCGAUAAAUCGAUGAAUUUAUGCACAGUUAUCAGUUACAAUGAUAACACUAACAUAUCACUAAGAUGGGACAUAGAUGAUAAUCAAAUGAAACGAUGCAUUCAACAAAUACAACAAAAUACAAAUUCGAAAGAAAAACACAUUGUAUUCGAUGAUAGAAACAAUCAUAUAACACAGUUUUUUUAUGUUUUUGAAAAUUCUUUUGCCUCAAAGAAUAUCACAUGUUUUACUAACAAUGCAACAGAUGAAAUAUAUAAUAUAACAAUUUCAUGUAUGAAUUUUACUGAAGCAUCAGCUGCUCUGGAUGAUAGGAUGGAAUAUUAUAGCUGGAAUAGUUCUAUGAUCUCUUCAUAUUAUGCAAAUUAUACAUCUACAACAAUGAAACCGUUACCGGAAAAAUGGAUUCGAAUAGUUCGUGUUGGAUUGGCUAGCUUUUCCGUAUUUCUUGCUAUUAUUACAGUUUGUGUUAUUUUAUUCCUAUUUGUUGUUCUUCUCAAAUGCAUUCAACGAUUAUUGUUGGUUAGACGAAUGCCAACAUCACAGUAUUCGAUUAUCAAACAUAUUAUCACUGAUGAAGCAAUUGAAGAUGUAACGCAAGAAUCAAGUUGUCAUAAUUCAGCAGUAUAUUAUAGACAAAAAAUAUCUGCAUCCAGAUUAUUACAUCUAAAAGAUAUACGAUUUGGCAUUUAA